Messenger RNA from Dendrobium catenatum, 2716 nucleotides. RefSeq names its product protein IQ-DOMAIN 32. The record is from RefSeq and is a predicted model, not a curated record. The transcript has 7 exons. The coding region runs from base 262 to 2475 and encodes 737 amino acids. NCBI's taxonomy places the organism in Eukaryota, Viridiplantae, Streptophyta, Magnoliopsida, Asparagales, Orchidaceae. Gene Ontology annotation, molecular function: protein binding.
GGAACAGACGCGAAACUUUGAUACGGUUGUAGCGGACCGAAACGGACGCGAGAUGCGGGAUUGAAUCUGAUUUAUGAGUAGAGGAAUUUCAAUUCUAAUUUCUACCGCUUCGAACUUUGCGAUUGCGAAUAAGCAAGAAGAAUAAAUGGGCUCACUCGGAGGAAGAGGGAGAGUAAGCUCAAGAUCGAACUGGGUCUGAAGUCUGCUCGGUCUUCGUUGCAAUCCUCGAGGAGAACCCGAGAGAGUGCAGUGGUGGAAGAAAUGGCCAAGUCUAAGGGAUCCUGCUUUCGCAUAAUGUCUUGCGCCUGCAGAGAUUCUGCCUCCUCCGACGAGCUCCUUUUGCUGGAGAGCAAAGCCUCAUCAGAUAAGUCUCGGUGGAGUUUUCGGAAGAGAUUAUCUGGGCCUCGAGUGCUGAGCAAGAAUGCCAUUUUGGAGCCUGACACUGGUGACUAUAAUAAGGAUAGUUUGGAGGCAAUCUCAAGUAGUUUCAAUUCAGGACCAGCACAAUCAUCCACUGCAGUCAAUUCCAAAGUUUCUGCAAUAGUUGGACUAAAUGGUGCCAGCAAUGACGAAAAUAUUCAGGAAUUUGCAGCUAUUAUCAUCCAGGCAGCUAUUAGGGGCCAUCUGGCUGUAAAAAGACUUAGAGAGGUUAAGUAUGUUAUCAAGUUGCAAGCUGCUGUGCGUGGACACCUGGUCAGAGCACAUGCAAUUGGUACUUUACGCUGCAUCCGAGCAAUUACCAAAAUGCAAGCAAUUGUUCGGGCUCGUCUUGCAAGUCCGUUGCAUGAGAAGGUUGUUGGCAUAGCAGAUAAAAAACUUGGAACGAACAGAAAUAGCUUAUACCUCCUGGGAAAAUAUAACAGCUGCGAAGGAACUAAAAGUUCUUAUUCAACGAAGAAGCUUCUUUACAAUAGAUUUGCUCAGAAGAUGCUAGUCUCCGCACCAAAUACCAGGCCUAUCUAUAUAAAGUGUGAUCCUUCAAAAUCAGAUGCGGUAUGGAAAUGGCUAGAGAGGUGGAUGACAAUAGUCAGUUCACACACUGAAGAAGAAAAUAAUGAAAUUUUCAAUCCUGCUGAUAAAGAAGCCGGGAAAAGCCCCAAUUUAGCUGGCAAUGAAGAAAAGAAAAACGAUUCAGCUAAUUCAAAAUCAGGUCCGAGUGAAUUUGUGGUAACAUCUGACUGUAAAAGUGAUCUGAAUGCGACAAGUGAGAGUAAUCUAGGAAUUAGAUCUUCUGAUUGUCUUUCUGGCAGUUGCGUCAGUUCAGUAGAGAAGGAUGAAGAAUGUGAUACUGAGAUUAGAGAAGUUUCUAAACAAUCAGCUCUUGCACCACAACGACCAGAUGGUUAUUCUUCCAAUAAAAACGAAUCUAAAGGCAAUAAUUUGAAUAACCCUUCAAAAAAGGAGCAACAUGGACCAUCAGAGAUUGAAGCACAAAAGUUUGCUAUCCGGUCACGGAGGCCCUACAAUCCAGCAUUUGCUGCUGCUCAUUCAAAAUUUGAAGAGCUGACCUCUAAUACCAAAAAAGUCAAGUGUAUUAGCUCUGUUAGUUCCGCUUAUCAAGAUUCUGCAGCUGAUGCAAGGGUUGGUAAUUAUCAUUCCCAGGUGAAUAUGCAUAAGGAAGCCGCACGAGAUCCUGUUAUUCAAGUUGCUGCUUCUGAAUGUGGGACGGAAAUUUCUAUUUCCUCCACGCUAGACUCACCAGACAGAUCAGAAACCGAGUGUGGAGAAAUUAUUUUGGAAAUAGGCUCAAUUGAUAAACAUAAUUAUGAUGAUGCUACUACUUGUUCUGAUAAUCUUUUCAUUCUUGCAAAUAAGGGAGCUGAAUGGCAAGAAAGCGAACCAAACAAGCUUGAGGAAGCUCUAAUAUAUGCACCCCCUUCAUCUGGAGCUCUUGAUAUGGCUCUAUCAGCGCAACAACUGGCUCCUUCUGUUGAAGGAACUCCUAGAAGUCACGCUGCUGCACUUGAGCCAUAUGGUACUCCAUCAAGUGAAAUUUCAGUAAAUGCUGGAAGUAGAAGUAAAGAUUGCAACACGCCCAGCCAGAGGCAGAGGCUUACAGGAGCUGGAAGAAAACUUGCCUCCAGAGCUACUAGUGAUUCUACUGCAAGACAGAGCAGUGAAAAUUUAUCAAAUGGCUCAAAGAAUGAAAAAAUGAAGAAAUCUGCUGUAGUCUCUGGAACUGAUCUUGAUGAUGAGCCCAGAAUGAGCAAUAGCAACAGCAGUUCCCUUCCAAGUUACAUGCAAGCUACCAAAUCAGCCAGGGCCAAGGUCUAUGCAAAUAAUUCUCCAAAAUCAAGCCCAGAUUUGCAUGAUAAAGAUAAUCGCAUUAAGAAAAGGCAUUCCUUCCCUAUUGUCGAUGGAAAGCAGGCUUCAUCCCCACCUAAGCAGCGGCUCACACCAAGAGCUCCACAGAAUCCAAAGAGCGAUGGCAUUCAUGCCCCUCAUACUUCUGCUGAAAGGAGAUGGCAACGAUGAUUUCGAAUCUUUGAUCCCUUUCAGAAAGGGCGCUUCAGGACUAAAUCGCUAUCAUGUGGCAACUCAUCAAAAAGGCAUUUUCAUUAUGCUUUCAAGUGUCUAUAUAUAGAGUACUCUAGUUUUUCAGGAUUGUGUUCCCUCAUUGAAACCAGUAAACAUGUUUGAUAUAAGCUAAAUAUGCUAGUUUCGUGAUUAUACUGUAAUAAGUUGAAAUGAUAUAAGCUAUUUCUCUUUUUAUAAA